ACUAAUCCGACGAUGACUCUCGGAAUUGCCGACGGCACUGUCAACGCUGGUGCUCAUACCGGUACUGAUCCCGAGGAUGGAACAGUUACCGAGGAUGGAACAGUUACCGAGGAUGGAACAGUGAAUCCACGGGCCGAUGGCUUUGUCGGCCCUGCCGAUGGCUUUGUCCAUGUUGAUCCAUCUGCCACCGAUGGGGAGGCGUAUCCCUUAGUGGAUGCCAAUCGUGUUGUCUUACGACUUCGGGGUGGGGAAGCCACAAUUGACAAGAUUCUAUGCAUGCUAGAGGAAGAAGGCAUCCAAGCUGCUUCGGAUAUGUAUCUCAAAUAUCGUAAGACCCUUGAUGACUUGGCAAAGCUCACUCUUGCUCAAAAGUUGGAUACUCUCGUGGAUAAGGACAAAGAUAAUAUGCAGAUGCUCAGUGUACUCUUUCCUGGACUACACUCUGAGUCUUCCAUGUCGCCUCCGACUCCUCCGACCUUUAUUACCAACAAAAUGUGUCCUUCGAUAAGGGGAAAGCCUCCCUCGAAUGGAAAAGCAACCGAUACCGACAACAACAGCAACUCGCAAAAGGCAAUGCACCAGUCUACUGCACCCUUUGCCAGCCAAAGCCAGCUUCCGCCCCCUCAUCCAAGACGUGCAUUUGUACAGACACAAACUCCCACCCGCCUUCCUGUGGACAAAUCAAAAUCGCCAGCCAAGUCUCCCUUUGUCACCAGUCCUGUUGAUGCAAGAGCAGCAGCCCAAUCGGAGUCAAGUAGCACCAGUCAGCCAGCCAUUGCCUCGGCGCCUGUAUGCAUGUCACCGGAGUUCGGAGUUCGUUUGAACCUUGAGAAGUCUGUGGGGUCUGCUUUUCGAGGCUGUACCUCCUUAACUUCGCUGAACGAAAGUGGCAUGCAUGACACAGAUGAUGACUCCAUUGCAUCCAUACUAGGCAUUGGCGACAUCUUAUCCAUCCGCAUCCGUGAUAAGGACACCCCCACAUCCACCGACACUUUGGCAGAACUCAGUA
Molecule: messenger RNA, 1009 nt
Organism: Seminavis robusta
Lineage: Eukaryota; Bacillariophyta; Bacillariophyceae; Naviculales; Naviculaceae
Source: the annotation of a GenBank genome assembly